AUGAUGAUGAAUCAUCGGUCCCGCGCGGCCGCGGGUCCUCGCGUGCCUGACAAGAGCAAGGAGGGGUCAGAGUCUAAAUCAAAGACUCCCGACCUUGCAGAGUUUUUGGAAAAGCGCGACUGGUCUGGGGCCAUCACGCUCCUGGAGUACAAGCGUCAGGGGUCAUCGCAUGAUGCCAGCAACCUAGAAUGGCUAGCAUACUGCUAUUUUCACGCCGGCGAUCCUGGCAAGGCGCUCGAAACUUAUAGGGACUUAUUGCGCCUGGAAAGCGACCCUGACCCGACGUGCCACACUCUCUGCGCGGCAUGCCUUUUUUACCUCGGGCGCUACCAAGAGGCGGAGGAGGAGGCGCUACGCGGCCCGAAUACCAAACUACAGACUCGCGUUUUGUUCCAUUGCGCACAUAAAUUAGGUGAUGAGAACAAGCUCAUGACGUAUCAUCAGCAGCUGAGCGACAGCAUCGAAGACCAGCUGUCGCUCGCAUCAAUCCACUACCUUCGGAGCCACUAUCAGGAGGCCACGGAUAUAUACAAGCGCCUACUGCUGGACAAUCGCGACAAUCUGGCACUGAACGUUUACGUAGCCCUAUGUUACAACAAACUCGACUACUACGACGUGAGUCUGGAGAUACUCGGCGCGUACAUGCAACAAUAUCCCGAUAGUGCGCUUGCAGUCAACCUCAAGGCGUGCAACCAGUUUAAGCUAUUCAACGGCAAGGCAGCGGAGGCUGAGCUCAGGAAGCUACACAAGAAUGCAGGUAGCAGUGAUGCGUUCGCAGAUAACGACCUCAUCAGGCAUAACUUAGUCGUCUUUCGUGGUGGGCAAAACGCACUGCAGGUUUUACCGCCUCUCCUGGGUGUCCCUCCUGAAGCUCGUCUCAACCUUGUGGUUCAUCACCUGCGCGGUGGAGAGCCCCUUGAGGCGUUGAAGCUAGUCAAGGAUCUCGAACCCACCACACCUCAGGAGUAUGUACUGAAAGGUGUGACACAUGCUACCAUCGGGCAGUACAUGGAUCAAUUGGACGCUGAGGAGCAUCUUAAGCUUGCGCAGCAGUGCUUCCAGAUAGUUGGAUCGAGUGCCAGCGAGUGUGAUACAAUUCCGGGGAGGCAGUGUAUGGCGAGCUGUUUUUACUUGCUUCGGCAGUUUGAAGACGUACUCGUGUACCUUAAGUCUAUCGCGGAGUUUUUAAAGGAUGACGAUAACUUUAACUGGAACUAUGGUAUUGCUACAGCGGCGAGUGGCGAUUAUAAAACUGGAGAGGAGGCCCUCAUGUCCAUCCAGAGUGAAAGCUUUCGCCUGGAGUAUGCCUUCACAGCGUGGCUCGCUCGGUGCCACAUCAUGAACGGCAAAGCUCGCUUGGCAUGGGAACUAUACUUGCGGAUGGAUACGAACGAUGAAUCAUUUGCUCUAUUGCAGCUCAUAGCCAAUGACUGCUACAAAGUUGGCGCUUUUGUUUACGCUACGAUGGCAUUCGACGUGCUGGAGCGUUUGGACCCCAAUCCAGAUUACUGGGAGGGAAAAAGAGGCGCAGCAAUAGGGGCCUUCCAAAUGAUUGUCGCAGGUCAGGAACCAAAAGAAAGUCUCGGAGACAUCGUUAACAUGCUGCGUAAUACGUCGAAUCCUCAGGUUGAGUACAUCAUUCGCACGCUUACAAUAUGGGCAAGGGAAAAUGGUGUACCGUUGCAGUAG
Micromonas commoda is the source of this 1689-nucleotide messenger RNA. RefSeq lists its product with no specific name. Gene Ontology annotation, cellular component: ciliary base; ciliary basal body; intraciliary transport particle B. The record is from RefSeq and is a predicted model, not a curated record. Bases 1 to 1689 code for a protein of 562 amino acids. Gene Ontology annotation, molecular function: protein binding; intraciliary transport particle B binding. The transcript has a single exon. NCBI's taxonomy places the organism in Eukaryota, Viridiplantae, Chlorophyta, Mamiellophyceae, Mamiellales, Mamiellaceae. Gene Ontology annotation, biological process: intraciliary transport involved in cilium assembly; intraciliary anterograde transport.